AUGAGCUCGCCUUGGAUCUUCCUCUGCCCCUCGAGCAGGGGCAUCGGCCACGCCCUCACGCGCCGUCUCCUGCUCACGACCUCGCUGCCCAUCCUCGCGACCAGCCGUCGCGAUCCGUCGUCCACAAAGUCCUCUCUACUGGCCGACCUCCCCUCCGCCAGCGACCUCGCGCCCCGGCUGAGCAUCGUCAACCUGGACGUCACGGACGAGUCAUCCGUCCAGGCCGCCGCCGCGCGCGCGAGGGAGCUCUUCCCCGCCAAGACGCACCAUCUGGGCCUGGCAUGUGCCAUCCCGGGCAUCCUACACCCAGAGAAGAACCCCAAGCAGAUCGACUACGACAAGGCCCUCGACCAGUUCCGCGUCAACACCCUGGGUCCCCUCCUCCUCAUCAAGCACUUCUCCGAGUUCCUCCCCAAGACCACGGCGGAGAUCAGCGCGUCCCCCGCCGACGACGAGGUCCGCCUCCCCCAGAGGGGCACGUGGCUGAGUAUGUCCGCCCGCGUGGGCUCCAUCUCGGACAACAGGGCCGGCGGGUGGUACUCGUACCGCGCCUCCAAGACCGCCGUCAGCAGCAUCUCCAAGAGCUUUGACAACUUCCUCCAGGCCCGGAGCGGGGACAAGGCCCUCGCCGUCGGCUACCACCCCGGCACCGUCAAGACGGAUCUCAGCAAGGGCUUCUGGGACAGCGUGCCACAGGACAAGCUCUUCACGCCCGACGAUGCGGCCGCCAAGAUGGUGGACGUUAUCAAGGGUCUCGAGCUGAGCCAGAGGGGGAAAUGCUGGGAUUACAAGAACGAGGAGGUCCCUCCCUAA
Molecule: messenger RNA, 813 nt
Organism: Emericellopsis atlantica
Lineage: Eukaryota; Fungi; Ascomycota; Sordariomycetes; Hypocreales; Bionectriaceae
Exons: 1
Coding region: 1-813 (270 amino acids)
Source: RefSeq, a predicted model, not a curated record